CCUUACACCUACCAUCCGACGUCACGUAGGAGCAAUCGAGUGUCGAGUCCUCGAUGGGACCAGCCCCUCCCCUGCCAUUUUACACUCGCGAGUAAACGGCGCGGCGCGGCGCCUACCCGCCUGGGUGAGCGCGGCCCCCCUGAGCGGCGGGCGGCAGCGCUGGAGCCUGCAGGCGCAGGGAGCGGGGCUGCUGGGGGCUGCAGGGCGUGACGCCGCUGUCUCACUCGCAGGCCCCGGGCCGAGCCGAGCGGGAAGGAGCCAUGGAGCCCGGCGGUGGGCGGAAGGAGAAACCCAAACCCAAGGAGCCCGUCAGCCGCCUGGAGAAGGCCAAGCAGAAAUCGGCCCAGCAGGAGCUGAAGCAGAGACAGCGGGCGGAGAUCUACGCCCUGAACAGAGUGAUGACGGAGCUUGAACAGCAGCAGUUCGAUGCCUUCUGCAAGCAGAUGCAGGCUUCUGGAGAAUGAGACCCUCUGUCUGCCAUCCCAGGAUUGCCAGUGGCAUUUUAGACCAGGAAACAACAUGGAUAAGUGAUGGUCAGAGUUCAGUGUUCCCAGGCAUCUUUCUGCUGACCGUGGGUAAUAGUAAAAGAACCGUACAGAACUGCACACUUGCAGAUAUAGAGGGGGUAGGAUCACUUGUACGGCAUGAACCUUGCUCCACUUGCCCUUCAUUGUAACUGCCUCUGACCCAUUCCCAGCAGCAGUGCAGAAUCCUCUGGUUCAUCCUUGUUAAGAUGGCACAUUUUUCAUUUUUUUUAACACUGUCCUUCUUAAAGGUAUUUAUUACUUUGAUUUGACAAAUAAACGUUUUUUAAAUAAAAA
Molecule: messenger RNA, 821 nt
Organism: Mauremys mutica (yellowpond turtle)
Lineage: Eukaryota; Metazoa; Chordata; Testudines; Geoemydidae
Gene: SVBP
Product: small vasohibin binding protein
Exons: 2
Coding region: 261-464 (67 amino acids)
Biological process (GO): protein secretion; negative regulation of protein ubiquitination
Cellular component (GO): apical part of cell
Source: RefSeq, a predicted model, not a curated record